Betta splendens (Siamese fighting fish) is the source of this 3507-nucleotide messenger RNA. RefSeq names its product 5'-nucleotidase, ecto (CD73) (gene nt5e). The transcript is spliced from 9 exons. Gene Ontology annotation, biological process: AMP catabolic process. NCBI's taxonomy places the organism in Eukaryota, Metazoa, Chordata, Actinopteri, Anabantiformes, Osphronemidae. Gene Ontology annotation, molecular function: metal ion binding; 5'-nucleotidase activity; nucleotide binding. Gene Ontology annotation, cellular component: plasma membrane. The record is from RefSeq and is a predicted model, not a curated record. Bases 1783 to 3231 code for a protein of 482 amino acids.
GACGGACGGACGGGAGGAGGCGACGGACGCGACCGCCUGGAAGUCGGCGGCCGAUGACGGCUAUUGUUGCUCCGUCUCCGCUGAUUCCACCAACACAAAUCCUUGCGCUUCCUUCUGGUCUGUAAUUAAAGUGAUCGGGCACUUCACCCGUCCGUCUGCUGCGUUCCUGAAGACCGUUUAAGUGCAGGGUUAUUAAUCAAGCUCCGGCUCUGAGUGCUGCCUCAUGUUUGGCUUCACAAACAAACCACUUCACCAAAGUUAAACACGGAACUCUUGUUGUGUUGACUGAAGGAAAAUGGGAAACGUCUGGUGAAAUCAGCUGCUGGUCUCGUCCAUGGUCGCGUCCUGUUCUGAUGGAAGAACGUGGCACUGGGAGAGAAUAACCAGGUUCUGAGGUUCCUGUGACCUGACGUCAGAGGUCUCAUCACACACGCUCUUCGAGCAGAUUCAUGUAGGACGGGUCUUCACCAGAUGAAUGAGGUUCUGUGCUUUAGAGCCUCUGAUGCUUUCUGCUUCCUUCCACUGUUUAAGUGCUGGUAUUGAGGAACAAUGGGCUCCGUCUUUGGACACCUUGUUCUGGAGAAGAGCUUCUCAGCCGACCGCGUUGAUGGCUCCUCAUCGGGCCUCUUCCAGCUCCGCCGUGGGAGAUCACGUGGCGGCGAGCGGGGGGGUCAAAGGUUAAAGCAGGACCCGCUGGAGGAGCUCUGAGGGAAUGGGCUGAACCAGAGCUCAGCGUGGCACCGAGCUGGACCUCAGCUCUGAACUGACCCGACCCGCAGACAGACGGGCUGUGGGCGCGGCGGCGUCCGGUCACGCUAACACUCCAUUAGGACGCAGCAGUGAGCGGUGUGAUGCUAAAGGUCGCAGAUCAAUGCGUGCGCGGUGCCUUUGUUCCUGCUCCACCUGUGGCCUGGCUGAACAUGCAGACGCACGCUCCUCCCUGCUCCUCCCUGCUCCUCCAGGGCCGGAGGCAGCAGCUUCUGGAGCUGGAAAGGCUGCGUCACUCACCCUGCUGCUCCGGCCUCAGUCUGUGGGCUCUGCUGCCCCCUGCUGGACACACGGAGGCGGCGCGUGGCUCCAUCAGGGGCCCACGAUUCACCGGUGAAGAGCCUUCGUUCUGCUUCUCUCACUGGUGGAAACGUUCACGUCCAGCUCCAGACGCUGAGAGCAAACAGCUGCUGGAGGGAAAUACGAUCAGCGUCGGGUCAACAGUUAGGACUCGGAUGAGGGUUUUUAGCCGCCACCUGUUAGUUUGUGUCUGAACAAAUACAGGCUGUGGUUGGAGGUCGGGUCAUUCCUGACGCCAAACGGACGCCUCACAGUCUCCACGGCCUCUUGAUUAUCCUCCACCUGCAGCUCCAGCGACCCCGAGGACUGAAGCCCAAAAACGGGCCCAACAAUAAUAAAACUCCCAACAAUAAUAAAACUCCCAACAAUAAUAAAACUCCCAACAAUAAUAAAAUGUCCCAACAAUAAUAAAACUCCCAACAAUAAUAAAACUCCCAACAAUAAUAAAAUGUCCCAACAAUAAUAAAACUCCCAACAAUAAUAAAACUCCCAACAAUAAUAAAACUCCCAACAAUAAUAAUUGAAGCGGCGACGUCCUGCUCUCUGCUGCCCUCUAGCGACACCAGCUGCUCAACAGCCGGCACAGACGGACGUCUGGCUCUGUCUGGUUCCGCUCGAACCCGGUGUCGCUGGUGUGAACGCACGUGACGAGACGUCAGUCGUGAACGACGUGCGUUCUUUUACCAGUGAGUCACGUCACGUCACUGUCCUGGGAUGAAGCCCGAGUCUCGGCUCCUGCUCCUGGGUCGUUUCCUUCACACGCGCCUGCUUCGUGUCCCGCCGGCUCUUGGGAACCACGAGUUUGACAACGGCGUGGACGGACUCCUGAAACCGUUCAUGGAGCAGAUUCGGUGUCCGGUUCUCAGCGCCAACAUCAAACCAGACAGAACGCUGGCGCCGAGCUUUGGAGCGGCGUUUCAGCCCUUCAAGGUUCUAGACGUUGGAGGCGUGAAGGUGGGCGUGGUGGGAUACACGUCUCAGGAGACGCCUGCUCUGUCUGCACCUGGACCACACCUGCAGUUCCAGGACGAGGUUUCCGCUCUGCAGCCGCACGUGGACAAGCUUCUGACGCUGGGUGUGGAUAAGAUCAUCGCUCUGGGCCACUCUGGCUUCACCGCGGACCAGGAGAUCGCCAGGAGGGUCCGUGGAGUGGACCUGGUCGUCGGUGGACACACCAACACGUUCCUGUACACAGGUUCGCCUCCUUCCUCGGAGGUUCCUGCAGGUCCGUAUCCGUUCAUGGUGACGUCCGUGGAGGGCCGGGAGGUUCCCGUGGUGCAGGCCUACGCCUUCGGGAAGUACCUGGGUUACCUGAAGGUCACCUUCGAUGCCUCUGGGAACGUGGUGACGGCCACAGGAAACCCCAUCCUCCUGGACGGCUCCAUUGCGCAGGAUCCAGAUGUCCUGUCUGACGUGGAGCAGUGGAAGAAGAGUCUGGCCAACUACUCGGCUCAGGAGGUGGGAAAAACCUCGGUGUUCCUGAAUGGGGACGCGGCGGAGUGUCGCUUCCGGGAAUGCAACCUGGGAAACCUCAUCUGUGACGCCAUGGUGGACAACAACGUCAGAGCGCCGGACCGGGUCCAGUGGAACCACGUCAGCGCCUGCCUGCUGAACGGCGGCGCCGUGCGAGCGUCUAUCGAUGAGCAGACGAGGAACGGGUCCAUCACCAUGGAGGACCUGAUCUCCGUCCUGCCCUUCGGAGGAACCUUCGACCUGGUGCAGCUGAAGGGGUCCACGCUGAGGAAAGCGUUUGAACACGCCGUGAGGCGCCACGGUCAGGGCACUGGGGAGUUCCUCCAGGUGUCAGGUAUUCACGUGGAGUACGACCUGUCCCGAGCUCCGGGCCGGCGCGUCCAGAGCCUCCGCAUCCUCUGCACCAGGUGCCGCGUUCCUCGGUAUGAAGUGGUUCUGGACGAGGCCGUGUACAAGGUGGUUCUGCCGUCCUACCUGGUGACGGGCGGAGACGGCUUCUCCAUGAUCCGGGACGAGAAGCUCAAGCACGACAGCGGCGAUCUGGACAUUUCCGUGGUGUCCAAGUACAUCUCUCAGAGGACGCGGGUUUUUCCGGCGGUGGAGGAGCGGGUCCAGAUCUCCAGCGGCGCCUCUAGACUCAGGGCUGCGCUGGUUCCACUGCUGCUCUGGGCCUCGUGCUGGGGCGUGUGAACUGAAGAACUGGACUAAAGGCUCCAGUUGUUGUUGUUGUUGUUGUUGUUGUUUUUUUUAUACAUAGAAGCUGAUCUACAUUGGACUGAACUCAGAGGUUCAGAGAAUGAAGUCUGACGUGAAGUUAAUCAUUAAUUUUGUCUUUUAUACAUUUAAUACACUUGAAUGAGUUUAAUGAGUGAAAACUGUCGCUUUCGUGGCGUCACUGGUGAGUCUCUUCCUGGUUUUGGGCCUGUUGUGAGCACAGAUCAGUAAAGACGUCCAUUUCCAAACGUA